Messenger RNA from Apiotrichum porosum, 1782 nucleotides. RefSeq lists its product as uncharacterized. The transcript is spliced from 2 exons. Bases 1 to 1782 code for a protein of 593 amino acids. The record is from RefSeq and is a predicted model, not a curated record. Gene Ontology annotation, biological process: transmembrane transport. Gene Ontology annotation, molecular function: transmembrane transporter activity. NCBI's taxonomy places the organism in Eukaryota, Fungi, Basidiomycota, Tremellomycetes, Trichosporonales, Trichosporonaceae.
AUGUCUCAGACCUCCGAGGAGACGGUUUACGCCGGCCUCGUGGAUGGCAAGUCUGCCUCCGAGUUGACUCUCAAGAAGCGUCCAUGGAGGCGCUACGUUACACCCUUUGAGACCAUUCUUGCCGGUCCUUACAAGGGCAGCGGCACAGAUGCCGACCCAUACAUUAUCGACUGGCUCAUGGAUGACCCCGAGGACCCCCAGCGCUGGCCCAACGCGUGGAAGUGGGGCCAGGUCUGCGUGACCUCGUUUGCCACUCUUGCCGUUGCCCUGUCAUCGUCGGCCUACUCGGGCGCCAUCAAGUCGCUCAUGAUGCACUUCGGAAAGGGCGCUCUUUUCUGGACUGCUGGUGUUUCUCUCUUCGUUGUUGGUUUCGCCUUUGGCCCCCUGUUCUGGGCUCCAGCCUCCGAGGUCUACGGCCGCCGCAGGAUCUACAUCAUCUCAUACAUCUUCCUCACUCUCUGGCAGGCCGUCACUGUCGCGUCGCCCAACCCGGCCUCCGUUCUCGUCUUCCGCUGCCUCGCUGGCCUCUUUGGCUCGUCGCCACUGGCCAACGCCGGCGGUACCGUGUCGGACAUUCUGGACGCCAAGCAGAUGGGUCUCGGUAUGGCCCUCUUCUCGGUCGCUCCCUUCCUUGGCCCCGCUCUCGGUCCCAUCACAGGUGGUUUCCUUGGUGACGCCGCCGGCUGGCGCUGGGUUGAGGGCUUCCUCGCCAUCUUCUGCGCUGCCGUUCUCAUUGUCAUCUUCCUCCUUUCGUGCGAGACCUACGCGCCCAAGCUUCUCCGUGACCGCGCCAACACCCUCUCCAAGGCGACGGGCAAGGUCUACCGCUUCCGCGCCGACGCCGUCAAGCCCUUCUCCGCUCGCGCCCUCUUCAAGGCCUCGCUCGUCCGCCCCUGGAAGUUCCUCUUCCUCGAGCCCAUCGUGCUCAUCCUUUCGCUCUACAUCGCCAUCAUUUACGGUAUCCUAUACCUCAACUUUGCCGCCUACCCUAUCAUCUUUGAGCAGAACCGCGGCUGGUCGACCGGUAUCGAGGGUCUUGCCUUCCUGGGUAUUAUGAUCGGUGCCCUGAUGUCCGUCGCUGUCACCAUCUUCUUCACCAACCCCCGCUACAUCAAGACCAUCACCGCCCGUGGCCACCCUCUUCCCGAGGACCGUCUCCCCCCUGCCAUGUGGGGUGGUAUCGUCAUUGUCAUCGGUCUCGCCGGCUUUGCCGCCACCAACGGCCCCAACGUCCACUGGAUCGCCCCCAUCAUCUUUGGCAUUCCCUUCGGCAUGGGCAUGGUCGUCCUCUUCCUGUCGUGCAUGGGCUACCUCGUCGACGUCUACACUGUGUACGCCGCAUCGGUCCUCGCUGCCAACUCGGUCCUCCGUUCGCUCUUCGGUGCCGCCUUCCCCCUCUUCACCUCGGACAUGUACAAGGCUCUCGGUAUCCACUGGGCCGCUGCUCUGCCCGGUUUCCUUGCUCUCGCCUGCCUGCCCUUCCCAUUCCUGUUCUACAAGUACGGCGCUGCCUUGCGUCAAAAGUGCAAGCUCGCAGCGGAAGCUGCCGAGCUCUUCGCCCAGGUCAUGGCUGCUCGCAAGGCUGCCCUCGGUGGCGGCGCUGCCGACACCGAGAAGGGUCCCGUCCAGGCCAUGGAGCCGGAGGAGGAGGACCCGGCCUACGGCAACCCCGAGAUCUACGACCUGGAGCGCAGCAUCUCCAUGACAGAGGAGAUUGCCUCGCCAGAGAUCCGCCCGGUGCACCGUACCCUCACGAACAUGUCGAGGGUGUCGCGUUCGUAA